AUGGAUACCACUUCCCAGGGCCUUCCCGUCGCAACAUACCCCCCGCCGCCGGCAACAUGGAGCAACAUGCCCAACAAGGUCCAGCUCGCCAUCCUCGCCGCAUCCCGCUUUGUCGAUUUCUUCCAAAUGGCCGCGUUGCAAACAUUCAUGGUCUAUCAAUUGAAGAGUUUCGACCGCAAUUUGGAAGAGGACGUGAUUGCACAUCAAGCAGGCGUGCUACAGGGCGCAUUUACUGCCUCACAAAUCGCUUCGAGUAUCAUAUGGGGACGGAUAGCAGAUCACCCAUCGGUGGGCAGGAAAAUGGUCUUACAGAUUGGCUUGGUGGGGACGGCAUUCGGCUGCGUAGGCGUGGCAUUCAGUAGGUCUUACGCGGAGGCCGUCUUCUGGCGCUUGAUGUGCGGCGCGGUGAACGGCACCGUCGGCUCCGCUCGCACAAUGGUCGCCGAAUGCACCCCCAAGCCCUGGCAUCCUCGCGCCUUUCUCCUCCUACCAGCGGCGUUCAACGUCGCCAACGUCUUUGGUCCCAUUCUCGCCGGUUUCCUCUCCGACCCCGUUGCGCAAUACCCCUACCUCUUUGGCGAGAAGAGCACCUUUGGCGGCGAGACGGGCGUGCUAUGGCUGAAGACGUAUCCCUACGCCUUGUCGAAUCUCAUCAGCACCAUACUAUUAUUGGUGGAGGCCGUGAUUGUGCAUUUCUUCUGCAAGGAAACCCUCAAAGGCAAGCGGCCGAUGGAAUUGUCCAAAUUCGAUCCCAUUAGCAUCUACAAGGCCAUCACGGGCGGGAUCGAGAGCGUACGGAAUCGUGGAUCCCGCGGGUCGCGUGAACAGCGGCAGGGUUUGCUCAACCGCUCCCCUCGCACAUCCCUCGAGCUGGAUCAGAUGAAUGCGCGUGGGGAAAAGAUCGAAGAACGCCCGCCGCAAGUCCUUCCGUUCAGCCGAAUCUGGACGUCGAAUGUGCUGUGGGUGCUCGUCAGUGUGGCCAUUUUCGACUUUCACAUGGGCGCAUUCAACAACCUCCUCAUGCUCUUCCUCGCCACCAAACGACAGUUUCUUCCCAACAACCAACCCGCCCUCGGCGCCGCAGCUCCCAUCCCCGCCGCCAUUCCCGCCGAUAUGCCCAAUAUCAAACCUGGCGCACCGGCCCUCUUAUUCCCUCGAGCAGCCGAUGCCCUGCUGCAACCCCGCGGCCUCUUCAAAUUCGCAGCCGGUCUUGCCUUUUCGCCGCCAGCCAUUGGAUUCGCAAUGGCAAUUAUUGGCUUCAUCGGCAUUGGGCUGCAAUUCAUCCUCUACCCCUGGGCGAAUGCGCGCUUCGGCCUUAUGCGCUCCUUCCAAGGCGCCCUCUUCCUCUUUCCCGCCGCUUACUUCCUGGCUCCCUACAUUGCGCUGCUUCCUUCAUCUGCCCCUCCUCCGGACCCCGCAUCAGGCUGGGCAAUCUGGCUCGGCAUCUCCUUUGUGCUAUUCCUGCAAGUCGGCGCGCGCACCUUUGCCCUGCCAGCCACCAUCAUCCUCAUCAACAACUCCUCCCCACAUCCCAGCGUGCUCGGCACCAUCCACGGACUAGGUCAAGCAACGUCCGCCACUUUCCGCACUCUCGGACCCAUGCUCGCGGGGUAUUGGUAUGGUGUGUGGACGAAGCGGGGCUACGUCGGCAUGGCGUGGUGGAUUGUGGCGCUCGUCGCUGCUAUCGGCUGCGUGGCGUCUUUUUGGGUGAGGAAUGGAUCGGGGCAUGAGAUUUUCUUGCCGGGCGAGGAGGCGGAGAUGAAGGAUAGUGAGACUGCGGGCGGCAGUGGAGAUGGUCGGUGA
Messenger RNA from Neohortaea acidophila, 1803 nucleotides. Its product is annotated as major facilitator superfamily domain-containing protein. Lineage: Eukaryota; Fungi; Ascomycota; Dothideomycetes; Mycosphaerellales; Teratosphaeriaceae. The transcript has a single exon. Gene Ontology annotation, molecular function: transmembrane transporter activity. Gene Ontology annotation, biological process: transmembrane transport. The record is from RefSeq and is a predicted model, not a curated record. Bases 1 to 1803 code for a protein of 600 amino acids.